Phyllostomus hastatus (greater spear-nosed bat) is the source of this 3309-nucleotide messenger RNA. RefSeq names its product tumor protein p63 regulated 1 (gene TPRG1). The record is from RefSeq and is a predicted model, not a curated record. Gene Ontology annotation, cellular component: cytoplasm. Lineage: Eukaryota; Metazoa; Chordata; Mammalia; Chiroptera; Phyllostomidae. The transcript has 6 exons. Bases 214 to 1053 code for a protein of 279 amino acids.
UUUCACUGACCCUUUGUGACUGAGCACUUACCUCUCAGACCACUCAGUGAGGCGAGAUUCAUGCUGAGUGGGUGACAGCACCAGGGCACCCUCCUGUCUGGCUUCAUCUGUGUCAGCUACACCUCUACUGACCACUGCCUGUGCCUGAGCUCCUUCAUCCAAGAAGAGAAAGAAGAGCUGUGAGGACCAGCCACAGCCUAGUCAGCUAAAGAAAUGUCAACGAUUGGGAGUUAUGAAGGAUUCCAGCCUGUGUCUCUGAAGCAAGAGGGAGAUGACCAACCCUUAGAGACUGAGCGACUCUCCAUGGAGGAGGGAGACCCAGGCAAGGACCCAGUGCCAAAGCAGAUGUCAAGGCAGCCAAGUGUGACCAAAUCAACACUCUACCCUAAUCCUUAUCAUCGGCCUUAUAUCUCACGAAAGUACUUCGUUACACGGCCGGGAGCCAUUGAGACUGCCAUGGAAGACUUGAAAGAUCACAUAGCCAAGACUUCUGGAGAGAAAAUUCAAGGCUACUGGCUCUUGACAGUGAUAGACCACUGGAACAAUGAGAAGGAGAGGAUUUUGGUGGUCACAAACAAGACUCUCUUGAUCUGCAAAUAUGACUUCAUCAUGCUCAGCUGUGUGCAGUUGCAGCAAAUUCCCCUGGGUGCUAUCUAUCGCAUCUGCCUGGGCAAGUUUGCCUUCCCUGGGAUGUCCCUGGACAAGAGACAAGGAGAAGGACUUAGGAUCUACUGGGGGAGUCUGGAGCAGCAAUCUCUAUUGUCCCGUUGGAACCCAUGGUCCACUGAGGUACCUUAUGCUACAUUCACGGAGCAUCCUGUGAGGUAUACCAGUGAGAAGUUCCUUGAACUUUGCAAGUUGUCUGGAUUCAUGUCUAAGCUUGUGCCAGCUAUCCAGAAUGCCCUCAAGAAUUCAAGUGGAUCUGGAAGAGCAAAGGGACCAAUGGUGUUAAAUGAACCCAUUUUGAUUGAGACCUACAUGGGACUGAUGUCAUUCAUUGGAAACCGCAACAAACUUGGCUAUUCUCUUGCCCGUGGGAGUAUUGGUUUUUGAGACUCUUUGAUAUAUAAGUACAUCAUCCAUACACAUAUCAUAAUUGAAGAUUCUAGUUCAGCCCACUGUCAUUUUGGACUGAAACAAUUAACUUUUUAAAAAUAGCACUACAUUAUUUUGAAUAUUUAGUACUUAGGAAAUCCAAAAGCUUGAUUAGACUGAUAAAUGUAUACUUUAGACCUUAUAUAGUGAUAAUCAAAUUUCCCAAAACAAGAAAAUAAAUUCUCCUAAGCCCAUUAGAUAAUGUUAUCAAAUGGGUACCUGAUUAUAAACUCAAGGUGGGCUCUGGGCUCUUUUUACUCUGUCCUCUAAACUUAGGCAUUUUUCAGGUCUUAGGUGUUGGCCCUCUGAUCCUGAUUUUUUGUCUCAUUGGGGUCUAGCUGUCUAUUAUUUUAGCUACCCUUCUUAUAAGAAUGCCUUUCAAAUCCAUAUAUGCAUCCCUGACAUUUCUUCAAGAUUUAAUUUUGCAUUUGUGUCUGCUGAUCAUCUAUAUCAGUGUUCAAAUGGCCUCUCACAUUUAGCAUCUUCAAAUUCCUGGAUUUCUCUGUGUCAUUUUUAUGGUUCCAGUUAAAAUCCAUGCCAAAUCCAUUCCAUAUAGUAUUUGUAUUAGUCUAUUUGGGCUGCUGUAACAAAAUACCACAAAUCGGGCAGCUUAUAUACAACUGAAAUGUAUUUAUCACAGUUCUGGAGGCUGGAACUCUGAGAUCAGGGUGCCAGCAUGGUCAGGUAAGGGCAUUCUUCUGAGGUUGCAGACUUCUUAUUAUAUCCUCACAUGAUAAAAUGUUCUCUUGUGCUUCUUUUAUAAGGGCAUUAACCUCAUCCAUGAGGGCUCUGUUCUCAUGACCUAAUCACUGCCUUCGGACUCAACAUUGGGCUUUAGAAUUUCAACCUAUGAAAUUUCAGGUGGACACAAACACCCAGACCAUAGCAGUGAUGUAUCUGUAUGUGGCUUAACAUUAUACUCUAAUGCCCAGAUGUCAAACUGUUCAUUCUUCUUCCAAAAUUGUUCAUAUUCUCCUCCCCUUUUCCAUUCUCAUAGGUAUGUUAUUAGAUCAACUUGGAGGAUGACUCUAGAAUGUCUUUUUUUUUAAAGGUCAUAGCCUUUUAAUUGGGAUCUUCAUUCCAAGGCUGGCCCUCUUCUGAUCCAUUCUACUCUUAGUUGUCAGAUUCCUAAAGCACAAUUUGAUCAUAUCACUCCCUAUUCAAGAAUUUUAAUGGCUCAUUUCUGUUUGCAGUUUUUUCUUCAAACACACACAGAAAAAUAGCAGGCCCUUUCUUUCUAGUGGAUGCCCAACAUGUUAAACAGAUAGAAGUAGGGCCACAAUGAUUGAGGGAGAAGUGGGAAUGCCACCAGAGGGGCUUCCUGGGGAGUGUCUGUGGCUUCCAAAGGGUUUUGAGGUGUGUCCUAACUCAUUCUAUUUUCCAUUGCUCUUUCUUUUAUUAUUUACUCUUUGUCUCUCCUUAUGUCUGAUUUUGAACAAUCUGGAAGAUUAUCUCACCUUUUCUCAACUUUUCAAGUUUCUUGUAUUUUUUUAAUUUUUCAAUUUUAUCUUACUUUUAAUUUAUUUUAAAAAUCAGUUUUAAAUGUUGAACACCAUAAACAUUAUUAUAACCAACCUUUGGCCUGUCCCAAGACUCAAGGCUGGGACACCUUGGUAGGCAUUCAAAUAAAAAUGUUCAGGUAAUUGUUUUUGCUUAUGUGGCAUCUAUUUUUUGAAGUUCUACCGUUGAAAAACUUACUCAAUUCCUAAGAUUUGUCCUCUGAUACAAUCUUAACAUCAAUUUGAUGUAGGCAUUCAAAACCCAAGUCUUGAAUAAACCUCAUUCCAUUUUGUCUUUGUUUACUUCCAUUAGUAUUUCCCUCCCUCUCUGUCCCCUUCCCAGCAUCCACUUUCCCCGCCAUGAUGGCAAAUAUUGUUAUAGUCCCCAAGGCAGAGAACUUCUAUUCAGACUGUAAAAGGAAAUGUUGAAAUUUUUAGCUGCCCUGUCAACAGUAGUGGAAUGAAAAGUCGUUGGAUUAUUUUGGCAAUGGUUCUAAAGUAGACAUAAUUGGCAAAUCACUAUAGCACUGUUGCCUGAAAAAUCCCCAUUUGCCUCAAGAUAGUAGCAUUUGUUGGCAGCAGCCUCUGAAAUGUCCAGCCCUUUCUUUUCAGUUACCAUUUAAGGGUCAGCCUGACAAUUGACUUCUCUCUGCACAUUUGUCCUCUUUGUAACUUAAACUGGACUGUUUUCAAAUGACUGUCUAAAUGAUACAUU